AUGGAGUCUCCUCACCACAUGGGCAUCCGGGAGCUCAAUGUGAGCAACUGGCACGCUCACAACGGCCUAAACACGUUCAACCACGCCGUCCCCGCCAUUAAAACAAGCGCAGCUUUCUUCACCUUCUUGCGCGCCAACCUGGUUCUGAACCCCUCCGCAAUGUCUUCAAAUCCCAGCACUCCUGUGCUCCAAGCCAUGGGCUCUUCUCAGAAUCACCACCGCCCCGCGGCGCCGUCGCCGUUGGCAAACUCCCAAACCCUCGACCCUCUCGACGACAUUCCCCCGCUAUCUCUCGAAGUCCUCUCCACCCGCGAAGACAAGGCCGAGGCUCUUCACCUCAUCGCCGACUCCAUUGCCCAGCAACGUCAGCAAGCGUCUUUCUCCCUCGUCUUCCACCCCGUGCCCCUCGCUGGCUUGGCAACAGCCCUCGGUGUCGCCUAUCAGUAUUCUUACGGCACCAAAGGCGACCUUGGCAUGGCUCUCACCCUUCUCAGCGGCGUCGUCAUGUCCUACCUCCUGACCAUCCGCUGGGUGACGAGUGGGUACAUUCCCCUCGCCGAACAGAUGAACUGGUCCUUCAUUCGCCCUGCCCCUGACGCCUCUCCGGAUGAAGAGGACCUGGUGCUGGGCACCCGCUUCGGCUCCGAGAUCAUCGGCGCUCUCGUCCUCCGCCUCGAGCCUGCCAGUCCCGCCGCAGUCGCGGGCGGACACAGCCGGCGGAGGAACAAGGCCAGUUUCCGCGGUGGCAAGGGUCUCAUCCGCGCCUGGACGACCAAGCUGCGCUACCGUGGCAAGGGCGUUGGUGCAGACCUCCUUGACGAGGCCGUCCGCAUCACCCGCGAGCGCUGCGGCAAGGACGCCGAGAUUGGCUUCGCGCUCGAGCACGCCAACAGCCAAAUGGUUCUGCCCGAGUUCUUCAACGGGACGUUCCGCAAGCGCGAGCACUGGGCUGCCAAGACUCUUGACCGCGUGCUGGCUGAGCGGGAAGUAAGCAAGAAGAAGAGGUGA
Molecule: messenger RNA, 1008 nt
Organism: Colletotrichum truncatum
Lineage: Eukaryota; Fungi; Ascomycota; Sordariomycetes; Glomerellales; Glomerellaceae
Product: acetyltransferase
Source: RefSeq, a predicted model, not a curated record